AUGCCGCCGCCUCCGCACCAGAAGCCGGAGAACGUGUUGAAGCGCGCGCACGAGCUUAUUGGUGUCCACCAGGCUCCCGCCGCUCUCACCCUCCUCCAUGACCACAUCACCUCGAAGCGUUCGCGAAAUGUCCCCAUCGCGUCUCUGGAGCCCGUGAUGCUCCUCUUGGUCGAGCUGUCCGUCGAACAGAAGAAGGGCAAGCUCGCCAAGGAUGCGCUCUACUCCUACAAGAACAUCGCCCAGAACACCAACAUCGCGACCAUCGAACUCGUCCUCAAGAAGUUCAUCGAGUUGGCCGCCGAAAAGGUCACCGCCGCCCAGAAGAAGGCCGACGAACUACAAGAGAGCAUCGAGGCGACUGCCACUUCGAGUAUCGAUGACUUGGAGGCUACCGAGACUCCCGAGUCUAUCCUGCUGGCCACCGUCUCGGGAGAACAGUCGAGGGAUCGCACCGAGCGCGCCGUUGUCACCCCGUGGCUCAAGUUCCUCUGGGAAGCCUACCGAACCGUCCUCGACAUCUUGCGAAACAAUGCAAGGCUGGAAAUCCUCUACCAGAGCACUGCUAUGCAGGCUUUCGACUUUUGCCUCAAGUACCAGCGCAAGACCGAGUUCCGCCGUCUCUGCGAGCUUCUCCGCAACCAUGUGCAGACGGCGGCCAAGUACUCGAGUCAGAUGCACGCCAUCAACCUCAACGACCCCGAUACCCUGCAGCGGCAUCUAGAGACUCGCUUUCAGCAACUGAACGUCGCCGUGGAGUUGGAAUUAUGGCAGGAAGCGUUCCGCAGUGUCGAGGAUAUCCACACCCUUCUCAACCUCAGCAAGCGCCCGCCCAAGAAUGUCAUGAUGGCCAACUACUACGAGAAGCUCACCCGCAUUUUCCUCGUCGGCGAGAACUACUUGUUCCACGCUGCGGCUUGGUCUCGAUACUACAACCUUUUACGUCAAUCCGCCGCUCUGGUAGCCACCGGGCAAGGCAAGAAGGGUGACAAUCCCUCUGCGACCGAGGCUGAUCUGCAGAAGGCUGCAUCUUUCGUUCUUCUGUCCGCGCUGUCGAUUCCCGUUAUCAGCACCACGAGGUCACGGGGUGCAAUGGUCGACUUUGACGAGGCCAGAAAGAACAAGAACUCGCGUCUAACACACCUCCUCGGCAUGAACACUGCCCCCACACGUGCUGGCUUGUUUCGCGAUGCUCUCGCCAAGUCCCUCCUGAAGCGUGCCCGCCCCGAAAUCAGAGAUCUCUACAACAUUCUCGAGGUCGACUUCCACCCUCUUUCCAUUUGCCAAAAGAUCUCGCCCAUCUUGGCCAAGAUUGGUACUGACGCCGAGAUGGAAAAGUACAUUCUUCCUCUCCAACAAGUCAUCCUUACCCGGCUUUUCCAGCAACUAUCUCAAGUGUAUGAGAGUGUUGACCUCGCCUUCGUGGAGAGCCUGGCCCAGUUCCCGGAACCUUUCCAGAUCACCCGUCCGACUAUCGAGAAGUUCAUCAUGAACGGUAACAAGAAGGGAGACCUGUCUAUCCGCAUGGAUCAUGCCACUGGUGUCCUCAACUUUGACAAGGACGUUUUCGCUUCUUCCAAGGCCGUCCACGCCGGCUCAGCUGCUGGCUCUUCUGAGAAUCAGACCGGCACUGUUCAGCGUCUCCAGAGCACCCCCUCAGAGAUCAUACGCACACAGCUUUCUCGCCUGGCAACCACACUGAACACCACCUGCUUCUACAUUGAUCCCUCAUACAGAAAGCGUCAAGUCGAUGCUCGCCAAGCCGCUCUGGCCAGAACCAAGGCUGGGGCUGAGAAAGAGCACCACAACACCCUUGCCCGAAAGGAGGUCAUUCAGAAGCGAAAGGAUGAGGCCUCUGAAUUACAUGCGAAGAAGGAGAAGGAGAAGGCGAGACAGAAGCGACUCCAAGAGGCAGCACUAGCUGAGGCAGAGGAGCGACGGCUGGCCCAAGAGCAAAAGGAUCGCGAGGAGAAGCGUCUCAGAGAUGAGCGUGAUCGCGUACGUAAAGAGGAGCUCAAGAAGCAGAUCGCUGAUCUCAAGCUUGGACCAAACUCAGUGGACAUCGAUGUCGAGAACCUCAAUGAUAUCGACAUUCGAGCCAUGAAGCUUGCUCAACUCGAACGGGAGAAGAAUGACAUCAAGGAGAGACUUCGAAUCACCGGCAAGCGUAUUGACCAUCUUGAGCGUGCGUUCCGGAAAGAAGAAGUUAAGAAACUCUCUGAGGAUUACGCCAAGCAGCGAGAACGCGACGUGGCCGUCUACGAGGCCAUCAAAUCGCAGACUCUGAGCGAGACCAAAGAGAAACACAAGGAGAGCGUGGAGCUGAAACACCGUCUUACCCGCCUGAUGCCCUUCUACGAGUCUUACAGAAAGUCCCUUCACGACCGUCGCAAGGACGAAUUCGAGAAGCGCCAGCGCGACGCCGAGCGGGAGCUCGACAAGCAGAUUGCGGCCCGCAAGAAGGAAUACCGGGACCGUAAGCUGCGAGAGAAGCGAGAACGCGAGGAACAGGAGAGAUCCCUCCAAGAGGCGGAGGAGCGCGCGCAGAGAGAGAAGGAAGAACAGGAGCAGCGCGCCGAACAGAAACGACAGGAGAUGUCCAAAUUGAAGGAACAGCGAGAAAAGGAGCGCCAGGAGGCUUUGGAAAAGGCUGCCCUGCAGGCGAGGAGAGAAGAAGAGGCCAUGCAACGGAAGCAGGCCGAGAAGCAGAAGGGUGGCCUGCCCGAACGCCUCUCGGAGCGCCUGCCGUCUCGUCGCGAGCCAGUGGCCAUGGAUCGUGUCGACUCGAACGAACGGCCUGCUGGGCCACCUCGUCUCCCACUCCAGGGUGCAGGUGGCAAGCCGUCGUGGCGUGAGCGCGAGCGGGAUGCGUCUAUGACCGGUGGACCUCCUGCUGAGUCCAACGGACCACCUGUCCGCAGAGCUACGCCUAUGGAGCGAACGGAGUCCAACGAGCGUCCCGCAUCCACAGGACCCCCUCGUCUCAACCUUUCAGGUAACAAGCCAUCUUGGCGUGAGCGUGAGGCUGCCCGGCUAGCUCAAGAAGCCGCAGGCGGCCCCCCGAAGGAGAGCGCUCCUGCAGCCGAGCAGGCCGGGCCAUCUGGUGAGGCGCUGAAGCCUUCAGGUGCGCCGGGCAAAUGGGUUCCCCGGCAUUUGCGUGAGAAAUAG
Anthostomella pinea is the source of this 3165-nucleotide messenger RNA. The record is from the annotation of a GenBank genome assembly. Lineage: Eukaryota; Fungi; Ascomycota; Sordariomycetes; Xylariales; Xylariaceae.